GCUGUCUAAACAAUCGCAAAGUCGGACGGUUGUCAGAAUACUAGUGUAAAUCACCUUACGACGAGCUAAAAAUGAAGCUGCAAGUAGUGUUCGGGCUCAUCCUGAUCUGUUACAAUGCCAUGGCAAUGAGAAUAAACGAGCCGUUAAAAAAUCAAAUAGUAGAAGAUUUUCUUGAGAAGUUAAAAUCUAUGUUGGAGACGGGAAACGAGAAACUUGGACUUCCGGUUCUUGAUCCAUACAAAGCGGACCAGCUUGCGUUCGACGUUAACGAGGACGUAAUAAAAUUGAAUGCGAAUUUGAGUAAGGUCAAUGCAAAUGGUUUAGCUAAAUAUAAUGUCAUCAAUGGGGAUUUGGACAUGUCCGAUGAUGUUGUCUUAGCUAUUCAUCUUUCGUGGCCAUUGGUCACUGCGAGUACUGAUUAUGCCAUGAAAGGCAAAAUCGAGAGUUUCGAAGUUUUCGGCGAUGGUAACAUAAAUCUGUCAGCGCAUAAUUUCGUUCUCAAUACAGUACUUACUUUCUUAUGGGACAAACAGUUAACCUCAUACUUGACAGUAAAAGACAUAAAAUUGGACCUUUCUUUACAAAAACUAGAUUUUAAAGCAACGGGUCUUUUUAACGAUGAAGAAACAUCAACAGUAUUGAGUGCCAUAGUUUCCGAAAUGGCACCUGAGUUAAUAAGCGAUGAGAGGAUUACAAGCAAGAUUAUUGAACUUGUCACGAAGAAACUCAACGAAUUUUUGGAAACUAAGACGGUCUUAGAAAUAAUACAAAUGAUCCUUUAAUGUUUUUAACAUUAAAGCUUUUUAUCGUAUUGGCGGUGCCAUCGUUUAAUCAAUCAUUAUGUACAGUUACGAUUCUGAUCGAUGAAACGAUAUAAUAGGCUAUGAAAGAUUUCGAACAUGUCCAUAAAAUGGUCAUGUUCUAUAAGAGAAAACGAAUGCAAGUAAUAAAUCAAAAAGUUAGCAUGUUUUUUAAACCAAAAUUAAUACAAACGCAUUCUCUUAAACGUUUUUCGUCUUUCUUCUUUUAUACAAUAAAAAGUAUAAACAAAUUAAAAAUUUUUUAUUCAUAU
Molecule: messenger RNA, 1072 nt
Organism: Cyphomyrmex costatus
Lineage: Eukaryota; Metazoa; Arthropoda; Insecta; Hymenoptera; Formicidae
Exons: 6
Coding region: 72-782 (236 amino acids)
Source: RefSeq, a predicted model, not a curated record